Molecule: messenger RNA, 1728 nt
Organism: Aspergillus wentii DTO 134E9
Lineage: Eukaryota; Fungi; Ascomycota; Eurotiomycetes; Eurotiales; Aspergillaceae
Product: carboxylesterase/lipase family protein
Exons: 5
Coding region: 1-1728 (575 amino acids)
Source: RefSeq, a predicted model, not a curated record
AUGAAGCUGCUUUUCCCUACUAUGCUGUCGGCUUUCGCAGCCACAGCGAUGGCUUCGCCUUCGGUCAAUAUUGAAUCCGGUACCCUUCUGGGUGGAAAGUGUGCCAACAAACAAAAUUCCGUCUACUACAAGGGAAUUCCCUAUGCUGAGCCUCCCCUUGGAGAGCUGCGUUUCGAGCCCCCCAAGCCCUACGGCAAAUACCCCAAUAGGGUGUUUAAUGCAACCACCCCGGCCACGGCCUGCAUUCAAUUUGGAUCAACAUUCGAAGCACAAGGCAAGAAGUCUGAAGAUUGUCUGUACUUGGAUGUUUGGACUCCAUCUCAUGCCACUAAAGACUCCAAGCUGCCUGUCAAGGUGUGGGUCUACGGUGGAUCAAACACAGAUGGCGGAAUCAGCGACUCUCUGUACGAUGGCUGCAACAUGGCAGAGGAUGGCACAAUUCUGGUGUCGAUUAACUACCGACUUGGACCCCUUGGUUUCAUGGGAUUGAACAGUGCCGGAAUCUACGGUAACCAAGGAAUUCAAGAUCUCCUUCUUGGAUUGGAGUGGGUUCAAAAGAGCAUCUCUGCUUUUGGAGGUGACCCGAAAAAAGUCGUUCUCUUCGGACAGUCAGCUGGUGCUACCGAUGUUUAUGCUAUUGCUACUCUUCCUGAAGCACCAUCGCUCAUCAAUGGUGCUAUCGCGGAGUCCAUCGCUUUGCCCUCGCUGCUGUCGAAUGUUUCUCUGCAACAGAGCGGUGCAUCAUAUGCCAAGUCUCUUAACUGCAGUGUUGGAGAUAAAUCGUGCCUAAAGUCCAAGACUGUCGCUGAGCUGAAGAGCGCGUACAAGUCUGACAGCUACCUCACUACUGGAAUCGGAUCAGCUUCUGGCCUUGGUGUUUCGUCUGCAUACUCGCACAGGUUCUGGCCGUAUGUCGAUGGCCAUGUCAUCUCCGAGAACCCCAUGACUCGUGGCAUUCAAGUCCCGACCAUCUUUGGAUCCAACCAAAGAGAAGGCGUGAUGGAUGCUCUCACCAAGUACGACAGUGUCGAGCUUGUGGAAUCUGCCAAACCCGCUGAUUACACCAAAUUCCUGCGCGACAACUUCGGCCCCGCCGCUGCCACUAUCGGGAAAUACUACCCCCUCUCGCUAUUCAACGCCACCCUCUCGCCCGUCAUCUCAGCCAUUGCAACCGUCAUCACCGACUCUCAGUUCAAAUGCGCCGGAUACCAGGCCGCCACGCUGGCGAGACAGAAGAACAUGCCCGCCUAUAUCUACGAGUUCACCCACAACUCCACCUGUGUCUGGCUCGACACGAUGAUCCAGGACUACAUUUCUGUCUAUGGCGCUGCUCACACUGCCGAGCUCCCCUACGUCUUUGGCAACCUGCACUUUGACUUUGCCAACUCCAACACGACCUGCACGGACACACCGGCUGAGAUGAAACUCAGCAAGCAGAUGAUGAGCUUGUGGACUGCCAUGGCGGAGAACGGUAACCCUUCUACUGACGCCAUCCACUGGCCGCAGGUUGAAGUCGCAAAGAACUUGACGACUCCUGGGUUGGUCUUUGCUAACUCGACUGCGCCUGGCUCUAUUGACUACUCGGCUUGUGCUCUGUGGAAUAAGGUUGAUGCUCUCCUGAGCAAUAAAACUGUUGUGGACGCGUGGGAGAGAAGCACUGCUUCGGCAUCUGCUUCGGCGACUCCCUCGGCGACUCCUUCGCCGGUUGGUGGUGCGUGCCGCGCAUAA